Messenger RNA from Monodelphis domestica (gray short-tailed opossum), 2547 nucleotides. RefSeq names its product phospholipase A2 group IID (gene PLA2G2D). Gene Ontology annotation, molecular function: calcium ion binding; phospholipid binding. Lineage: Eukaryota; Metazoa; Chordata; Mammalia; Didelphimorphia; Didelphidae. Gene Ontology annotation, biological process: arachidonate secretion; negative regulation of T cell proliferation; phospholipid metabolic process. The record is from RefSeq and is a predicted model, not a curated record.
GAAAUUUUCCAGCUUUCUUCAGGACAAGGUCACUGUUCCAAGUGUCCAGCCCAGAAAUCAUCCAGCUUGGAGGCAGUCCAGACUGACCAUACCAAGACUGCCUUGGACCAUGCAGCUGAUACUGCUAUGCAUCAUACUCAUCACCUCAGGAGGUAUGGCCCCAAGCCAGGGGAGCCUGCUGCAACUGAAAAAAAUGAUUAGACAGGCAACAGGAAAAAAUCCCAUCUUCAGCUAUCUGAACUAUGGAUGCCACUGUGGACCAGGGGGCAGAGGUCAACCCAUAGAUGCAACUGACUGGUGCUGCAAGGCACAUGACUGCUGCUAUGAGCAUCUAGCCGAACAGAAAUGCUAUGCCCAUUUGGACGUGUACAAGUACAAAUAUGUCAGCGGGGACAUCGAGUGCUAUGGGAAGAGUCAUUGCGAGAAGGAGAUUUGCCAGUGUGACAAAGAACUUGCCCUCUGCCUGCGACGAAACCUGGAAACCUACAAGAAACAAUUCUGUUUGUCUUGGUUGUUCUUCUGUCAAGGCGAGAAUCCAGAAUGCUAGAAAGAGGUCCUCCAUCAUCCCUGGUGGGAAGAGAGCUCUGGAUGGGGCUCUAACCCUAACAUGUUUACUUUUAAAACAACAACAAAAAGUAAAACUAAAAAACAGAGCCUACAUACUGGUUUUGAGGAUUUCGUGUUCAAAAAUAGACUGGGGUCUCUGUAGCAUAUUAUUGAGAGUGCAUGGUGCUCUGGAUAUCCUAUAAAGGCCCUUCUAGUUCUGAAAUUCUUUCCUCCAAGGUCUUUUCCUAGUGCCAAUAUUCUGUAUUCUAAGGGUCUUCCCAUCUCUGACAUUUCUGUGACAUUCUGCACUAAUUUUCUAUAAUCAAUUAACUAUUCUGAGAACUACCAGCCUCCCUAGAAUAAGAAUGUGUCCACUCAAGGUCACUUCUCUGGGAAGAACAAUUGUUCUUUAUUCAUACAAGUUCUCCUCAACAAGUUUGUGGAACCCUUAGCUACCUAGUUUCCUCAUCAUGUCUUAUAUUGAGGUCUGUGGGACCUCACCCCUGGGCUCCAGGAGCAGCCUUUUUCCUCUCUUCCAUUGCUUUGGAUAAUACAGAAGGGAAAGUUGACCUGCUUCUCAUCGUCUCUCUUGGGAAAGCCUGGCUGGGCAAUUUCCCCAAGGUUUCCAUGUCCCCAAUGUCCUCUAUAGGAUCAUGAUUUGAUCUCUCCUGACUCCAGGGCUGUCCAUGCUCUAUCCAUGGAGCCACCUAGUUGCCAUGUUUCCUUGGCUCCUUCUGAAAGUGACUUUUCCUAGUUUCUCUCUUGCCUGUCCAGUUUCAAAAACUUUCUCCUUUAAGGUAACCUUCUACCUCCCCUGUAGAUAUCCCAUAUGUAUUUAUCCAUAUACAUAUUAUCUUCCCCAUUAGAAUGUAAGCUCCUCAAGGGCAAGGACUGAUUUUUUUUUAUCUUUAGAGAUAUGGGUUUGACAUAUGGUUGGGACCUUGGGGAAGGUCUGUUGAUGAAUUAUGAUCAAUUCUGUAAGGGGUAAAAAUUAUGGUAGAAUUGAAUAUUUAAGAGUAUGGUCACCAGGAAUUUAAUGACUAAAUUCCAAUGAAUUACUCAGACCUAAUCAACGUAGGACUUCUAUGAGGCUAACUUCCAACCAUGAGUCAAAGCUCUUGACAAGGACAAUUUGGUCACCUCCCCAUCCAACCCACAUGGCACCCAAACCAAUGUCAUGUACCUAUUUUAGGACUAGAUUGAGGGUCCCAGGGAAAAGGAACGAGGUUCCAUUUAUUGGUUGAUGUAAAAAGGGUCUGUUGGGCAAAUUACAAACCUAUCAGAUAAUUUCUCAGCCUUGGAACCUUGGAACCUGAAUCGGGGGAAGGCCUGCAAACAUUUCCCAUAGACUCCCUACUCUCCACCCAGCCAGUAUUCAAGGCCUUCAGGGACUCCAAGCUGGGUACUCAAGGACACUCCCAGCAGAGCCUUGGUUUUGGACAGAGGUGAGAGGAAAAGGGUGGUUCCUUAUCCUCUCAUUGCAGUUCAUCCAACACUGCCAGCCAAAUUCCUGUCCUGAACAUUUCUGGGAACUUGCAGCCCUUCCCCAGAAAUCUGCUUUGCUAUUUUUCUUUUGUCCAGGGCCGGAAAGUUCUAAUGAGCACCUCUUUACAAUAUUUUCAAGCCUACAAGGUGAGUUCACCAUCUGCUACUGGCACAGUAGAGGACUCUGGAGUCAGGAAUACCUAAAUUCAAAUUCAGCCUUAGAUACCUGCCAGCUCUGUGCCCCUGGAUAAGUCACUUCACCUCUGUCUGCCUCAUUUUCCUCAACUAUUAAAAAAAGCACCUGUCUCCCAAGGUUGUUGUGAGAAUCUAAUGAGAUAGUAUUUGUAGUGUACUUAACACAGUGCCUAGCACAUAAUAAACAUUUAUUAAAUACUUGUCCCCUUCCCUCCUCCAAAAUUGUGCCCUGAGAUGAUUACCCAUUUGAUUUUCUGUAUUAUUUUCUUGGUAGUUUCCUAGAAAUCUAUAAAUAAACUCAUUUAAAAAACACACACAAAA